AUGAACUUUGCGAACCCUAAAGGCUAUAAACAAGUUACAAUUCAUAUCCGUCGUGGAGAUUUCAGCACCCCUGGUAAUUUAAAAAAAGGAUUUGCUGUAGUAGAUGCAACAUUUGUGGAGAAAGCAAAGAAUAUAUUAAAACUCAUUUCUUCUGAAGUAGUAUUUUUCGUUGUUACAAACGAUAAGAGGUGGUGUAAAGAGAACUUGAAAAAUGUCAAUUUAAGUCCAUUCGACAAUCUAGGAGAUGAUUUGGCAAUUAUGGCUUUGAGUGAUCACGUGAUAGUGUCAGCAGGAACAUUUGGGUGGUGGGGAGCUUGGCUAGCAGGGGGUAAAGCUGUUUAUGACACGGAGUUUCCUCGAUCAAAAAGUUUUCUAGCAACCUAUUUUAAUAAAUACGAUUACUACCCACCUGAUUGGAUAGGUAUAAAUUGA
Molecule: messenger RNA, 432 nt
Organism: Ruditapes philippinarum (Manila clam)
Lineage: Eukaryota; Metazoa; Mollusca; Bivalvia; Venerida; Veneridae
Product: galactoside alpha-(1,2)-fucosyltransferase 1-like
Exons: 1
Coding region: 1-432 (143 amino acids)
Biological process (GO): carbohydrate metabolic process
Cellular component (GO): membrane
Molecular function (GO): galactoside 2-alpha-L-fucosyltransferase activity
Source: RefSeq, a predicted model, not a curated record